CACACAGAAACACGGACUACGUCUUCACAAGGGGCUUGGUAUCCCUCGGUCAGACGGCACUUUCAACGCAUAGUCCGGUCAAUCGAGCUCCUAGUACAGGCCGAGUACUAAAGAACAGACAGUCCGUCUCUUUUCUGUCCCUUGUUAGACUACAGAUACUCUCCAAUUCCAAUUCCUGUACAUCCUCAAAGUUCUACCUGGAAAUCCUACAUAAAAUCCCACAACCAUGUCCCCCUCAGCCGUGCCACCGACUCCAUCCGCGACCCCCACCAUCGCCGCCCAAACCCCCACCAAACACGUGACCGUACCCAGCGCCUCCCACCAAAUCCCCGCCUGGGUCCAACCCGACCUCACCCGCCUCCUGCGCGUAGAACACCACCCAGGCUCCUUCACCAGCCGCUCCGUUUCCCUCGUCACGCUCCCCCCGGGCGCCCUCUUCGCUCGCAUCACGAACCCGACCCCCGCCAGCGCCGCCUACUCCUCCGUGCAAGCCUCGCGCGACCUGCAUAUCGAACUCAACUGCGACUUGCUGUACGUGAACCACAGCUGCAAGCCCAGUCUAGUGUUCGACAUGCAGAAGUGGGAGGUGAGGGUCAGUGAACGCGGGGAGGGCCUCAAGGAGGGCGAUGAACUCACGUUUUUUUAUCCGAGUACUGAGUGGAGUAUGGCGCAGCCUUUUGAGUGUUUGUGUAAGGAGGAGGCGUGUAAGGGGGUUAUUAAGGGGGCGAGGGAUAUGAAUGAGGGGGCGUUGAGGGAGUAUUGGUUGAAUGCGCAUGUGGAGGAGAUGUUGGAGGAGAGGAAGGCGGGGAGGUAGGUGAUGGGGUGUGUGUGUAGAGGUGGCAGUUUUUUUGGUGUGCUUGAAAGAAGCUUUUUAUUGUAGAUCACGGGUUCGUUUGACUGUUGUAGUGGCUGCGACUCUGCGGAUAGAUUCACGAUCAAGAUGGGCUAGAUUCCUCUAGAAAUCAACAUAUUGCGUUAAUAUAGAUAUUUGAAUAGAAUGAGCCUAUACUUGUGUUGCUGCCU
Messenger RNA from Bipolaris sorokiniana ND90Pr, 1023 nucleotides. RefSeq lists its product as uncharacterized. The record is from RefSeq and is a predicted model, not a curated record. The transcript has a single exon. The coding region runs from base 227 to 814 and encodes 195 amino acids. NCBI's taxonomy places the organism in Eukaryota, Fungi, Ascomycota, Dothideomycetes, Pleosporales, Pleosporaceae.